Molecule: messenger RNA, 1336 nt
Organism: Amphibalanus amphitrite
Lineage: Eukaryota; Metazoa; Arthropoda; Thecostraca; Balanomorpha; Balanidae
Product: protein crumbs homolog 2-like
Exons: 5
Coding region: 299-700 (133 amino acids)
Molecular function (GO): calcium ion binding
Source: RefSeq, a predicted model, not a curated record
GUGCGUGUGCGUGGUCUCCACGCACCGCCUGGCAGUGACCGACGAGGGAGGCGCCACGUGCAGAGGGUGGGGGGAGGGGUGGGGGGUCUCUGAGCAGCUGCACGCGCCGUCUGCGGCCGCCCUCCGCACCCUGUCGUCCUCAAAUAGACCGGCGCGCGCUCAAAUAGCGUCAGUCAGAGGGGAACGGCGAGAGAAGCAGCAGCGGGAGGCGAGAGAGGAACCGGGAGCACUCAGACACACAUACCCUCAGAAGGACAGACUAGCAGCGCACCUUCUGAACUCUCCCUCGUAGCACACCAUGAAUCUGUUCUUCACUGCCGCCGCGCUGUGCCUCCUCUACACAGCAGUUUCAGGCUCCGUGUACGGUCGCAGCAACGACUGUCCAUCUGAGGAGGUGGUCACGGGCUGCUUCAUCCGCGACGGAGAGUGCGUCUGCGACUCGGGCUGCCCGCCGACCAUUUUCCCCUACAGGGAUGAGGACGCGUGUCGACGAGCCGUCGAAGUUCGCAGCGCCGACAUGUGUCGGGCGAGGCCGUGCAAGAACAACGGCUACUGCACGCAGAAGCGGGACGGCUACAAGUGCUUCUGUCACGGCACAGGACACUACGGCGAGCAUUGCGAACUCCCGUGCCUGCGGCCGGCGCGGCAGCGUCUGGUGCGCGACCCUGACUUCCCGUCCGAGUGCAUCCUGAUGGGUUGAGGAGAGUCCCCAACACAGAACAAUCGACGUGUGUCGUCGGAGAGCGGCUCGCUAAACUGCCCCGAGCGGUGUCAGUGAUAAAACACUAAGUGUUGAACGGCUCAGAAAGCUGGCGCUAUAGAGUGCUAUUCGCAUCGAGUGCCAAAUGCUGAGGCCAGUUACGUGCUCAGGGGUUCGUGUAAAUACCUUGUCGAUCUGUCGGUCUGAGGACGGUAUUAGUGUCAAACAGACAGCAGUCCUCGCGCUCACGCCAGCGUCAUAAUGAAGGACUUUGGGACCACUGUGUAGGAGCUAAGUGACAAGUUUCUGAGUCGAUGGUGUGCGCACAAAGAAGCAAUAGCAAACCAGUGAAAAGAAACAACCAGCAAAUAAGCAGCAGACUCAGAGAAGUGAUAACCAUCCAGUCAUGCUCUAAGUCAACAUUACGUCAGUCUUUUUCUUAGGAUAGUGUGUACAACAGGAAUCCGCCGCGGUAUAGUGCUCUUGUUCCUAUAAACAACGUGCUUUUUGUUACAAUUCGAGAAUUAAUGCCUAUCUGAGUCGGAGUACCGUACAAAAACCUGUAUGACUGAUUACUGGUUUGUGUGUGUCCUUCAGUGUUUGGGUUUAUUUAAAUAUAUGACUUACGUGAACGAA